UUGUGGCUCAUCGUGCCGAGGGGGUGUAACAAGGAAAGAUGCACAACAGUACAAUUAUAUAUCGCUAUAUAUCAAUAAUAUUAUUGGUGUUAUAAAUUUCCAACUCAUACUUUUUUAUUUUUAGUCUGUCUACAUAAUUAAUGUUCUUCAAGACAAUUUUAUGAUCAGGAGGACAUCUUUUUUUCAAAAAUCAUAAUAAGCCCUCUCUUUUUUUUUAGUUAGGUAUGAAGCAGCCUUCAUUUUAAACAUUUAACUUGUUAAUUAUUCCUUGUUACGACGUAAUAUUGUCUUUGAAGUGAGUAAAUCUAAUUUCCUCCAACUGCGUCACUCUUAGAUACCUUCUUCCGUGUUAUAGUUUUCCAUAAUUUGCUGUGCUGUUACUGUGGUAAUUUAUUAAUUCCGAAGUCGUAACUGCAGAAGCUGCAUGGUGCCUGCCCAUAAAUGCAUCUUUCUUUGGCGAAACAAGGUCAAAAUGACGGCACACUCCAUUAAAAAUUUUCCAUUUAAAAUUAUUAUUUAUACAUCUCUUUUCCGAUGCUGUUGUCGAUUACGUCCUUUUUUAGUGUUGUUUAGGUUGGAGUAUUCCAGGUGAUAAAAAUGCUGCUUUCAAAGAUGAGGGCUUUAAAUCCUCGGAGCAGUCUUCCUUGAAAUGGUCUGGAAUUAAGUUGCGGAGGAGUAUAACCAGUGUAGUUGGUACAGCAUCGCUGAAUAAACCAAUAGCAGGCACCCAUCGAGUACUGCAGACAAUACACUGCUUUCUAUGGUGUUCACUUCCUAUCUACGUGGGCCAUUGGUGUACGGACGUCGUACGUCAUUUUCUGGUAUUUUCAAAAAUAUAUCGUCCUGAUGAUGGAGGCAGCAAGCACGCUUGACAUUUAGGUGCUGCCCUCGGUGGCUCUGAAGUGCAAAUGACGUCGUCAUCGAAAAGCAACAUUCAGUACUUCUGAUUUUAAUCACUCGUACAACAAUGCAAAACCGAGUUGUUGCAACAUGUGUCCUCCUUCUGGCCGUGCUACUGUUGGCUGAAUUUGCUACAGCAGCCUUCAGGAAGCCUCCGUUCAAUGGCAGUAUCUUUGGUAAACGGGGAAGUCCUACAGAUUACGACGGUGCUAGCAAAGCAUUGUCCGCCAUGUGCGAAAUUGCGUCUGAAGCUUGUUCCGCGUGGUUUCCGCAAAUGGACAACUAACGGCGCCACAUACUUCCGCCGACCACCCUGCCACCUGCUGAAACUCGAGAUGUCGGAGGCCUCAGGCUGCCACAGCCCCGUUAUCAUCUUGAAUUCAGCAAGCAGAAUGAAAAUGGCAAUGUUCAGCUGUUUCCAGUAGUUCCUACAGAUUCCAUUUCUGGUCCAACAGACGUGUUCAGAAAUGUCACCACGGAUGGAUCGUUCGUGGACCUCAAUUACCCAACCCCACAGUAAAACAUAGCACAAGGAUUCCAGUAUAUGUUGAAUUCGUUUUAAUACUGUGAACAUAAUCUGUAUUACUACGCUACUGUUUUGCAUUUGUUUGGCUGGCAUGUGCUCACACGAGCUGUUACAUUCAAUUUCCUGCGUUUGUAGUUCCUACUCUUUACAAUUUGUUAGCAUUUUCAUUGUUACAAAAUUUGGUAUUGCUUUGUAAUUUCAGAACAGAAUUUAGUACAAUACAAAAACAUUGUGAUUUCGUAAUGUAUCUUUGGCUCACCAGACUGACAUACCAAUUAAAAAAAUCAACGCAAUUUAAGAAAAUAUCACUUUCUGAACACGUCCAAGUGUGUAGCAAACAAUAAUGUAUCAAUUAAUGUAUCAGUGGACUAAAUCCAUGUGAUAAAGAAUAUAUUGUAUACAUUUUACCUACCUGGUAGAUAAUUACACUUAGACCAGUCCAUCUUCAAGACGAUUUCAAUAAAUCCUUAAUGACGUACAGAGUCACAAUAAACUGCUCUGGGCGCCCUCUGAAUUUGUCAGAUUUAGUCAUAAAUUGGUCGAUUUAUUUUGAUCUACAUUUUCCUAAUUAUAAUGAGGAUAGCUUAGACAUUAUCACAAGGAUGACAAAUAAGGGGAACGAAUAUGAGAUGAGAAUCAUUUUAUUCUGGUCUGCGUGUAAUUAUUUCCAAACAACGUAGUGUAGAACAUUUAUAAAAAUCGAUGAAAAACAAUAAACAAAAUCAUAUAGCAAAGUUUUGGACACAAUACAGAGGUAUAAUCAAGAAAAAUAUGAUUACUCUAAACAGAAUUGUCAUCAAUCUGUUUCAAUAAUAUUAUGCAGUAUUGAUACAGAAAGAUUCAUUCACUAAAUAGUUCUAAGCCUGAAACAAUAAAGCUUCAACUUAUCAAGGAUUAA
This is a messenger RNA of Zootermopsis nevadensis, 2324 nucleotides long. RefSeq names its product neuropeptide SIFamide. Lineage: Eukaryota; Metazoa; Arthropoda; Insecta; Blattodea; Termopsidae. The record is from RefSeq and is a predicted model, not a curated record.